Echinococcus granulosus is the source of this 123-nucleotide messenger RNA. RefSeq lists its product as hypothetical. The record is from RefSeq and is a predicted model, not a curated record. NCBI's taxonomy places the organism in Eukaryota, Metazoa, Platyhelminthes, Cestoda, Cyclophyllidea, Taeniidae. The coding region runs from base 1 to 123 and encodes 40 amino acids. The transcript has 3 exons.
AUGAUAGAUGAGAAUGAGGAGGAGGAGGAUAAACAGUGUGGAGUAUUUUCAGUCGCGACUCCCUGCACUGGGGCUGCUACGGCCAUGCACGGGAAGGGUAUCCAACCCAACAUAGCUCUAUGA